Jaculus jaculus (lesser Egyptian jerboa) is the source of this 973-nucleotide messenger RNA. RefSeq names its product ribosomal protein S4 X-linked (gene Rps4x). Gene Ontology annotation, molecular function: structural constituent of ribosome; RNA binding. Bases 76 to 867 code for a protein of 263 amino acids. The transcript is spliced from 7 exons. Gene Ontology annotation, cellular component: cytosolic small ribosomal subunit; ribosome. Lineage: Eukaryota; Metazoa; Chordata; Mammalia; Rodentia; Dipodidae. Gene Ontology annotation, biological process: translation. The record is from RefSeq and is a predicted model, not a curated record.
GGCGCGCGCAGCCUCCAACCCUAAUUUCUUCGCGCACCGGAAGAAGGAGAGCCUCUUUCCGUUCCCAGCGCAGCCAUGGCUCGUGGUCCCAAGAAGCACCUGAAGAGAGUAGCAGCUCCAAAACAUUGGAUGCUGGAUAAAUUGACUGGCGUAUUUGCUCCUCGUCCAUCCACUGGGCCCCACAAACUGAGAGAAUGUUUGCCUCUGAUCAUUUUCUUAAGGAACAGACUUAAGUAUGCCCUAACCGGAGAUGAAGUAAAGAAAAUUUGCAUGCAGCGCUUCAUUAAGAUUGACGGCAAAGUCAGGACUGACAUAACCUACCCAGCUGGGUUUAUGGACGUCAUCAGCAUUGACAAGACUGGAGAGAAUUUCCGUCUGAUCUAUGAUACAAAGGGUCGCUUUGCUGUUCAUCGUAUUACUCCUGAGGAGGCCAAGUAUAAGUUGUGCAAAGUGAGAAAAAUCUUUGUGGGCACAAAAGGAAUCCCUCAUCUGGUGACCCAUGAUGCUCGUACAAUUCGCUACCCCGAUCCCCUCAUUAAAGUGAAUGACACCAUUCAGAUUGAUUUGGAAACUGGCAAGAUAACUGAAUUCAUCAAGUUUGACACUGGUAACCUUUGUAUGGUGACUGGAGGUGCUAACUUGGGGAGAAUUGGUGUGAUCACUAACAGAGAAAGACAUCCUGGCUCUUUUGAUGUGGUUCAUGUGAAAGAUGCCAAUGGCAACAGCUUUGCUACCCGGCUCUCCAACAUCUUCGUUAUUGGCAAAGGCAACAAAGCAUGGAUUUCUCUUCCCAGAGGAAAAGGAAUCCGCCUCACCAUUGCUGAAGAGAGAGACAAGAGGCUAGCAGCUAAACAGAGCAGUGGGUGAAAUGGUCUCUAGGAGACAUGUGGAGAUGCCUGCAGUCUUUUAACAUCUCUGGGUGACAUGCUGGAUAGGCGUUUUUACUUCAAAUUAAACAGCAUAAUUACUCUUA